Lotus japonicus is the source of this 1670-nucleotide messenger RNA. Its product is annotated as transcription factor bHLH18-like. NCBI's taxonomy places the organism in Eukaryota, Viridiplantae, Streptophyta, Magnoliopsida, Fabales, Fabaceae. Gene Ontology annotation, molecular function: protein dimerization activity. The record is from RefSeq and is a predicted model, not a curated record. The transcript has 5 exons. Bases 194 to 1231 code for a protein of 345 amino acids.
AGUUAGCAAAGAAUAUUCCACAGAACGAAUGGUAACCACGUGCUCUUCAAUAAAUUCUAGAUCAAAUUUCCUGCUACUCUUUAUAAAAGAGGCAAGUUCUUCUUAUCCCACUCUAGCUGUGGAUAGGAUCAUUGGUUAGUCCUAAGAUUUCUCACAAGUCACUGUAAGAAGAUUGCUUGCAGCUAGCAGCAGAAUGAUGUCACCAGAGGGAGAAUCAUGGACAAGUUGGUUGUGUGACUUGGAACCAGAGGAUUGCAAUUUCCUCAAUGAAUCAGACACAAACUGGGCAGGUGAAAUUAGUUUCCCAUCUGAAGCACAGGAACAGAACUUGCAGAGAUCUUUCACUAUAGAUAGCAACCACUCUCACUCUACCACCACCUCCACCUUCAAAACAGAACACUGCAGCAGCACCAUGAGCAAUUCCUCCUCAGGGGAGGAUGAUAACACCACCUCUGAGAGGCCUUCCAAGACACUCAAGAUGUCAAAUGCUUCUCCCUCCUACAUUCUUUCGUUUAGCAAUGAGAAUCCAGCACAUAUAUUGAACUUUGAUUCUACCCUGAAGCCAAAAUCUAAGGCUUUGACUGUGAAUGUGAAUCAUCAUGGGAACAGGUCACUGGAAAGUCAAAAGAAGGAGACAAAACGCAAAGUACAGGAGGGGGAGAAGGCCAGAUCUCCUCACCAAGCUCAAGAUCACAUAAUUGCUGAGAGAAAGAGGAGAGAAAAGAUUAGCCAGCAGUUCAUUGCUCUUUCAGCCCUUAUUCCAGGCCUAAAAAAGAUGGAUAAGGCUUCUGUGUUGGGGGAUGCUAUACAGCAUGUGAAACAGCUCCAAGAGCAGGUGAAGCUACUGGAAGAGCAAAGCCAAAGGAAAAGCUCAGAAUCUGUGGUGUAUGUUGAGAAAUCUAAGUCCUCUGUAGUGGAUGAUGAUGUCUCACUCUCAGACACAUCCUCAAAUUCAGACAACUCUAAUAAUUUUUCACUGCCUGAAGUUGAGGCAAGGGUGUCAGAGAACAAAGUGUUAAUCCGAAUCCACUGUGAGAAACAAGAGGGGGUGCUGAUGAACAUACUCAAGGAGAUACAUAACCUUAAUCUAUCAGUGAUCAAUUGCAGUACCUUGCUUUUUGGGACCUCCAAACUGGACAUAACCAUCAUAGCAGAGAUGGAUGAUGGGUUCAGGCUGAGCGUGAAGGAACUGGCAAGAAAGCUUCGAGUGGGGCUCUUGCAAUUCAUGUAGAGGUUUUGUCAUUACCUGGCCCUGACUUUAAUGUAUUCGGUUAUGGAGUCAAUAAAUGUCCAUCUUCUUAGCAGUGUUGACAUGAACUAGAUAAUGGACCCGUUAAUUAUAGAAGUAGUUGAGUUGAGACUUGAGUAUCAAAAAAAAUAUCCACACAAAUUAAUAAAGAUGGGAUCUAUCAUUGGGAAAAGAGAUUGAUUGAGUGACCGCAAAAAUGCACUGCCAUGGAAAUGAGACACGUCUUGUCCUAACUUAGAAAACAUAAAUUUUCUCCUUAGAAAGUCAUAGAGUGGAUUAAUUUAAGUACUUAAAAAUUGAUCCACCUUGUAAGCCCUCUUUUCUCCUUUCUUGUUAGGCGUGUUUUAAGAGUAAGGUGAAGAAUAAUUUUUGGCUUCAAUCAUGUAUCAUAAGUUUGACUGGAAUAUGAUUCCUUUGCUGA